This is a messenger RNA of Rhipicephalus sanguineus (brown dog tick), 1776 nucleotides long. RefSeq names its product A disintegrin and metalloproteinase with thrombospondin motifs 7-like. The record is from RefSeq and is a predicted model, not a curated record. The coding region runs from base 1 to 1776 and encodes 591 amino acids. Gene Ontology annotation, cellular component: extracellular matrix. NCBI's taxonomy places the organism in Eukaryota, Metazoa, Arthropoda, Arachnida, Ixodida, Ixodidae. Gene Ontology annotation, biological process: proteolysis; extracellular matrix organization. Gene Ontology annotation, molecular function: metalloendopeptidase activity. The transcript has 14 exons.
AUGCGUCACUUGGGACGGGAAUGCAUAGGAGAGGUAGGUCCUGUGGACUUAAGUGUCUUUCUGUGUGUCUUUUUUUACGAACAGGUGUCCACGCUGUUUCAUGACGCAAGCAUAGGCAACGCCAUCAACGUGGUACUGGUCCGCAUGAUUCUCCUAGAGCCAGAAGCUGCCCAGGAAGAACCGUUGCCGUCGUCCGAGGAGCUGGACCAGUUGCGAGUGGACGAGUCGGCAGACGGGACGCUGAAAAGCUUCUGCCGCUGGCAGCGGUUCGUCAACCCGUCGGACGAGAGCCAUCCUAACCACCACGACUUGGCCAUACUCGUCACAAGGUUCAACAUGUGCGCUCCAGGUCUGGAGCUGUGCUCGACGUUAGGCCUGGCCGAGGUGGCCGGCAUGUGCCAGCCGCAGCGCAGCUGCAACGUCAACCAGGACUCCGGGCUCACGCUCGCCUACACCAUCGCGCACGAGAUCGGACACAACUUCGGCAUGAGCCACGACGGACCUCACAACGGCUGCCAGGCGCCGGCGGGACUCCGGCAGCACGUGAUGGCGCCCCAUCUCAGCUCGGACCCGUCGCCCUUAGUGUGGUCGAAUUGCAGCCGAGAAGAGAUCACACGCUUCCUCGACCGAGACUGGGGCAGCUGCCUAGACGACGAGCCGCGGGCUCACCAAUUCACCUUUCCUUUGCUGCCACCGGGUGCCAUGUACGACGCCGACCACCAGUGCCGGCUGCAGUACGGACCGGCCGCCCAACACUGUGACGGCAUCGAGGAAGUGUGCCGGACGCUGUGGUGCCGCCUGGACAACAAGUGCGUCACCAAGAUGGAGCCCGCUGCACAGGGAACCGUCUGCGACAAGAACAAGUGGUGCUACCUGGGCGAGUGUACCGAGAUGGGCGAGCGUCCGGAGGCCAUCGAUGGCCACUGGGGUCCCUGGUCCAACUGGUCCGAGUGCUCGCGCAGCUGUGGUGGAGGCGUCAUGGUCUCCGAAAGACACUGCGACCACCCGAGGCCAGCCUAUGGUGGACGCUACUGUAUCGGAGAGAGGAAACGGUACAGGAUGUGCAACACCCAGAGCUGCGCCGAGGACGCGCCCAGCUUUCGUGCCGUGCAGUGCAGUCACUUUAACAACGUAUCCUACCAAGGAGAAUUGUUCAACUGGUCUCCCGUGUCUGCUCCCGCAACCCCGUGCCAGCUGCACUGCAAGCCGGACGGCAAGUUCUACUCGCGUGUGCUCAAGGAGUCGGUGACCGACGGCACGCCGUGCAGUCCCGGGUCGCGGGAUGUUUGCAUCAACGGAAAAUGCAGGCGCGUGUCCUGUGAUUGGGGAAUCGAGACGAGCGCCCGGGAGGACCGCUGCGGCAUCUGCCACGGCGAUGGCACGCGCUGCAUUACCGUCCACAAAGAAUUCAACCAGAAGGAAGGCAUCGGCUACACGGAGGUGGGUCGGGUGCCCAAGGGCGCUCGCAACAUCCGCGUCGAGGAGCUGGGAGCUUCGGGCAACUACCUGGCCGUCCAGGGCGCGGCCGACGGCGAGUUCUUCCUCAACGGUGACUGGCUCGUCCAGUGGAGUGGCGAGUACGCGGCCGCCGGCACCACGCUCUUCUACCAGCGGCAGGGCGAGAGGGACACGCUGCACGCACCGGGACCCACCAAGCAAGAGUUGGUGCUCUACCUGGCGGGUCUUGAGCCAUCGCUAGAAAACGCCGUCAGCCACGGGUACAAAACCACGGCUGCGGGCCUCGUGCUUCGGCGCUUCUGUGGCAGCCGCUCGUAG